This is a messenger RNA of Gasterosteus aculeatus aculeatus (three-spined stickleback), 2885 nucleotides long. Lineage: Eukaryota; Metazoa; Chordata; Actinopteri; Perciformes; Gasterosteidae. The record is from RefSeq and is a predicted model, not a curated record.
AAUAAUAACAAAUUAUUUCAUGAGUGCCCCCCUCCCCAUCCACCUCUGGAUCAUUAGCCCGCGACAACAACGGUGCAUCAUGGCGGCGUGGAGGUGUAUGAUAUGUUUCGUCUUUGUUGCUUUAAGUCUUAAAGUACUCCUUAGCCACAUUAAUAAAAGUCACAGUCGCAGCCCGGAUUUUUGGGUUUACUGUGGUAUUGAUGGAUGUGAACAGGACUUUAGAGUUUUUAACUCUUUCUUUCGCCACAUUAAACGGACGCACCUUCAGUAUUUGAGGACUGGAUGCCCACCAAGCGGAUGGAGUACGACGCCUUCUCGGUCUUUGGGACAGGAAACAUUUGGUGUUUCGGUGUUUGCCAGCUGUAGCACUCCUGCAGCGGCCAGCACUACGGCUGUCCCACCUGAUGCCUCUUUACCUGAACCGUCACCACAGCCUGAAGCUGACGGCCGCCUUGAGUCCGAAGACGCUGUUGCUGUGACCUCCAGAACCAGACCUGAUAUAGCUAGAUCCGCAGCGGCAUUCGCCAUCAGUGUCCGGGAACAGUGCCAGUUAUCACAGAGAACUGUCAACAGUGUCAUCUCAGGGGUGCAACAGUACCAAGCUGCUCUCAUUGACACACUAAGGGAGAGAAUCAGAAGGGUGUUUGAAGAGAAUCCAGACACAACUGCUCAGCUCCAAGGGGAGGCUUUGGCUACGUUUGAUGCGUUCAUGGAUCCUUUCUCAACCACAGCAUAUGGACAGAAUAAAACCAUCCGGGAACUAUUCAAUCCAGUCAACCCAGAGGAAGUUGUGGUGUCCCAGAAGAUUUGUUGGGUAAAGCGUGGUCUAUCAAGGGUCAUGGCCUUAAGAGGCAAAAGUUUUUACUAUGUACCACUCAUUCAAAGUCUUAAGCAGUUACUGACCAAUCCCAGAAUCUUCACCAUGUUAACCACUGUACCACAAAGAAGUGAGGGAUUCUUGUAUGAUUUUACUGAUGGAGCCCUUUUUACAUCCCAUCCAUUAUAUUCUCAAAGGCCAAAUGCAUUGCAAAUACUAUUGUACACCGAUGAAAUUGAAAUAUGUAACCCUUUAGGCACCCAUGCCUCUGCAAAUAAAUUACUGAUGUUUUAUUAUAGUUUAGGGAAUAUAGAUCCAAAAUUUAGGUCGAAGUUGGCUGCAAUAAGACUCCUGGCUAUUGCCAAGGCAAACAAUAUUUCUCAGUGGGGUGUUGAUGUUAUACUAAAAAGAAUCCAAAAAGAUCUGACACUUCUGUACAAUGGUGUUAGGAUUGACACCCCAAAUGGUGAAAUUGAGUUGUUUGGUGCUGUGAUCGCCAUAUGUGGAGACACACUUGCCCAACAUGAUAUUGCUGGAUUUAAACAAGGUGUUGGUUUUGCUUAUAGCAAAUGUAGACAUUGUGAAUGCUCCUUUGAGGAUAUGCAAAGUAUUUUUGAGGAGAAUAGGUUUGCUGAAAGAACUUUGGAAAAGCACAUUAGGCAGUGUGUUGAAAUAGAUAAGGCAAGCACAGAAACAUUGAAAGCAUCCCUCAAAACCACUUAUGGGAUUAACAGAAGAAGCAGACUAGUUGAUGUUCCAGCAUUUGAUCUGAUCAAACAAACACCACAGGAUAUAAUGCAUGUCAUUUUUGAAGGUGUUGCACCAAUGGAAAUAAAGCUUGUAUUAAAAAACCUGAUUCUGUCAGGACAGAUAGAAUUAGAUGAGAUUAACUCAGCUAUUCUAAAUUUUCCUUACUCACCUCUAGACAUAAGAGAUAAGCCAUGUCCUAUUAGUGUCAGUACUUUAGCUGCUAAUGACAAUAAAUUAAAGCAGUCAUGUGGACAAAUGUUGAUACUUUUAAAAAUCCUACCUUUUCUUUUGAACGGUAUGGACAACGAGUAUGUCAAAUUUAUUCUCAAGUUAAUUGAGAUUGUUCAAAUUGUCCUUGCUCCUGUUAUUUCUUUAGAAACCGUGUUACGGCUCAGACGCAUGAUUGAGCAACAUCUGCAUCAUUUCAAAGAACUUUUCUCUGAAGCCAAUGUAAUACCCAAGCAACAUUACAUGUUACAUCUACCAAGCCAAAUCAUAUCUCUUGGUCCAUUAAUAAGAAGUAUGUGUAUGCGAUUUGAAGCUAAGCACAGUUAUUUUAAGCAGUGGGCUUCUAAGUUAAAUUUCAAAAAUGUCUGUAAAUCGCUUGCAAACCAUAACCAGUUCCUUGAAUGUUGUCAAAAUGAAAUAGGCAUUGAGCAUCCAAUUUUUGCUAGUGAAAGAGAAUCGGGGCCUGUCUCAGCUGUCAAAAAUUUUGAUUAUGUCAAGAGAAAAGUCAAAGAUUUUCUAGGCGUAGAGGUCAUGCAAUCUGUUGUCUCAGUGAAAUGGUACAUCCUCAAUGGCAAUAAGUACAUUAGUGGUAAAUCUAUGAUUAUUGUAGAUGUAGAUGAUGCUUUCCCAGUGUUCGGACUGAUAAAAGAUAUAUUUGUGAUUGAUUCCUCUUAUGUUGCUUUUGAGUACCAGCGUUAUGAGACACUGAAUUUGAGUCCAGAAUUGCUGGCAUAUGAGGUGGCAGUUCCCAAUGUUGCCCAGGCUACAGAAUUUGUACAUGAACUCAUUGACUGUAUUUCUUAUUUUUCUGUUAGUUUCAAGGGACAUAUGUUUGUGCCAAUAAAAUAUAGUCUUUGUGAUAUUAUUGCCCACAGAAGUAGACAUUAAAAUGGAGGAAUGAAAGGGAAGCAUUGAUUUAUUGGGUGAUCAAGUUUGCCGGUUUCCUGGGCCUGUUUUUGUUAACAAACUGUUUUGGUCAUUAAACAAUUCCAUGGACUGUAUGGUGAGUUGUGGUGAAGGCUGUAUAAUUUAUCCUCACAUUGUCUGAACAUGCUUGAAGUCAGAGCAAUAAUAAACUCUGUUUCUUUCA